This is a messenger RNA of Clonostachys solani, 1254 nucleotides long. Lineage: Eukaryota; Fungi; Ascomycota; Sordariomycetes; Hypocreales; Bionectriaceae. The record is from the annotation of a GenBank genome assembly.
AUGAAGGCAUGCUCAACAAGAUGGUGCAUACUUGCGAGUAUCCUCGGUAUUACAGUCCAAGUCGAAGCGACGUGGGACUAUGGAAGCCGCCAGCAAACCCUUGAUAUGAACCGACUGUCAUCCCAAGCCUCCGCAGAUAACUGUACCAUUAGCAGAUUUGGGCGAUACACGGCAGCACGGCGUCCCGACAGUGUGCUCUUCUCGGCGAACAACUUGACUGAUUUCGAGGCUCCUGCUAUUGAGCCUCUCAACUCCACCGCAGGGGAGCAGUGGGAAUUUGAUGGCGUCUCUGACGACGGGACUCAGGCGUUCAUCUUUGGCUUUUCUCGGGACCCCAACUGGGCCUUCUCGGGCACAGGCAACUUACGGGUGUAUGCAGAGUUUGCCUUUGCGAACGGGUCGCGCUAUGCUAUAGUUGAUUACGCCGAAGAGUCGGCUGUAGAGUCAUGCCCCGGUCGUGGAACGCGAGGGUCGUGGAAAGGAGACGGGUUCGAGUACACAUUCACAGUCUCUAGUGACAUGUCUCGGGCCACAGUCACCAUGGACAACCCCGAGGCUCAUGCGAGUGUGUCCAUGAACUCGCUUGCGCCGCCGAGAUACGCCGACAACCAGCCAUGGCCAUCUACAAAUGCCAGUGCAGAGCCCGUCCGGCACUUCUUCUGGGUCGAGCCGAUGCCCGCCAGCGACAUCACCGUCAAUGCCAUGAUCCAAGGGGAAGCCGUGGCCUGGAGCGGAGUAGGAGGCCACGAGCGCAUCUGGCACGCCUUCAGUUGGCCGACAUGCAUCACGGGCAUGCUUGCGGUGCGGCUCAAGGUCGGGCCAUAUGCCCUUUCCCUCGUCGAAUUUGGGUCCAAGCGCGUGGCAGGACUUCGAGUCCCCGCGAUUGUCCUUGUUGAAGACGGUAAGGUAGUCUUCUCCAGCCGUCGAACAAGAACAAGUGAAGUCGAGGAUUACAUGCGUAUUCAAAAGGUACAAUCCUUGAACGGCGUCACCACCAAGCGCCUAGCAGACAAGACGACCGGGAUCGAGCUCGAGCUGGAGUCGCCAAGCCGUGGAAAGAAAUGGAGGUUUGAGAUUGCACACAAGAAUAUUGGGUUCGAGUACGGUUUCUCCGACGGCUCAGGGGGCACAGGAUAUUCCGGGGUUGCCACAGGAGGACUGGCAGACUCGCAGCCGUGGACGGGACCAGCGUUUGUGGAGUUGUUGAAGUUUCCAGACAACUCCUGGCUAACCAAGAGCAACUACGUGGAAUGA